Molecule: messenger RNA, 1488 nt
Organism: Coregonus sp. 'balchen'
Lineage: Eukaryota; Metazoa; Chordata; Actinopteri; Salmoniformes; Salmonidae
Source: the annotation of a GenBank genome assembly
AUGGAUCCCAUCCUGGAAGAGGUCCUGAGUGGGGCCAACACUACUGGAGGCCCCUCCUUGAACCACAGCAACAACCCCCUGGACAUGUUCUCUGGCAUUCAGCUGCUGCUGCGCUUCAAGCCCCUCUUCCUGCCCCUCUACUGCCUCCUGGUGGCUGUGGCCGGCAUAGGCAACUCCAUCCUGCUGGCCUGUAUCCUGGCUGAUAAGAAGCUCCACAACGCCACCAACUUCUUCAUCGGUAACCUGGCGGCCGGCGACCUGCUGAUGUGUCUGACCUGCGUCCCUCUGACCGCCUCGUAUGCCUUCGACAGCCACGGCUGGGCCUUCGGACGCCCUCUUUGCCACCUGGUGCCGCUGCUGCAGGCCGCCACUGUCUUCGCCUCGGUGCUGUCCCUCACGGCCAUCGCUGUGGACCGCUACGUGGUGGUGGCCCACCCAGUGAGGAGGAGGAUCUCUGUGGGGGGCUGUGGCGCGGUGGUGCUGGGGGUGUGGGGGAUGUCUCUGGCCCUGGCUGCCCCUCCCUCCUUCCACACUCGCUACCUGGACCUGAGGCCCCGUGGGGUGGAGCUGGUGGUGUGUGAGGAGUUCUGGCCGAGCUCUGGCCAGCUCAGGCUGCUCUACUCCUGCUGUAUCCUGGUAGCGUCCUAUAUGAUCCCUCUGCUGUCAGUCAGCGUGUCCUACUGUGCUAUUACAGUGCACCUGAGACGCCACACGCUGCCCGGAGAGCCCUCACACUGCCAGCAGCGCUGGAGCCAGAGGAGGAGGAAAACCUUUUCUCUCCUGGUGGCCUCUGUGCUUGCCUUUGCCCUCUGCUGGCUGCCCCUGCAGGUGAGAACACACGCACACACGGAUGUGGAUGUGCACACACACACACACACACAUACACACACACACAGGCACACACCCAGGCACAGGCACAGGCACAAUGCACUCACAAUGAUAGCCCACUGCACUUUCCUGAUAGCCCAUCAAUUUUCCUGACAUUGUUGACAUUUUAAUAUAAUUGAGCAGAUUUCUUUGAGAAAAUAGGAUGAAAAAGCAUUUUAGGGGCAGUUACAUCACCUAGGCUGUACAUAAUCCCAAAGUAAUCCAAUGUAAUCCUAAUGUAUGUGACCCCUGACUGUGUGUAUUUCUCCUCCCUCCCUACAGGUGCUGAACCUGCUGCUUGACCUGGACCCAGACUACCACAUCGUGGGCAAGCGCUACGUCAACGUGCUGCAGGUGUGCUGCCACCUGGUGGCCAUGAGCUCCGCCUGCUACAACCCCUUCAUCUACGCCUCCCUGCACAGCAAGGUCUGGCUGCACCUCAAGGGCUACCUGUGUCCUUGCCGCAGCCAGGGGCCCCCAGGGGGCCAGCUCCUCUCCCGCUGCACCUCCCGGAACCCAGCCACCUGCCUCAGCCUGCUCUCUGAGGUCCCCGCCCCCGCCAAGGAGACCCCGGGGGCCGCCAGUCCCGAGUCCGACCCCACCAACGACAGCACCCUAUGA